AUGCCAAGUGUACAAUGCUUUUCGAAAGAAGACAAGGAUAAAAAAGACGUGGAGAUAUCAGUAGCAGAUUACACGAGCAAAAAUAUGACGUUUCACGAUUCUGAAGGUUUGUAUGUUGGUGAGAAGCGAGAAGCAUUAUCUUCUUCUUUGUCAAUUUUCUCUUCACAAACACGUUUGAUGUUAUCUUCCUCCAUUUAUCAGCAGCAACAACGGAAGCAACAGGUAGAAAUGGUAAUAGAUCCUGAUUAUAAUGAUUAG
This is a messenger RNA of Entrophospora candida, 258 nucleotides long. Lineage: Eukaryota; Fungi; Glomeromycota; Glomeromycetes; Entrophosporales; Entrophosporaceae. The record is from the annotation of a GenBank genome assembly.